UUGCUGGCAGCAGCCCUCAAGGUGCCUAGCAAGAGGCAGGUUGGGAAUUCUGCCCACCCGGAGCUCUAUUUCCCCACCCACCACAGGAGCAAUUGGAAAGGCAGUCUCAGGAAGCUCUGCAGCCAGAGAGCUCAGGAGGGAAGACUGGAGGCAGAGUCUCAACGGGACAGGGAACCACUUCUCCACACCCUGGCAGCACAGAGAGCCUCGAUCAUGCCUUAAAGGGAGACGGAUGCCUCUGGGGGAGCCACAGGAGCAGAUCUUGGGGAUGGUGAAGCCUGGAGGAGACAUCAUGGCCAGGAUGCAGAAGGAAGAGAGUCUAGAGGUACCAAAGGGCACUGAGCCACAUGUGUUGCCAGAGGCCUCCCAGUCUCGAGCAGAGGCACUUAUUGACAGCCAGGCGCCCAACCCCAAAGUCCAGGCGUUAUCAUCAUCCUCAGCAGCAGCAGCAGUGGGGAACGUGAAACUCCGCCAGUCACAGAAGAGGGACCUGAUCAGGAGCAUGGGCAGGGGUAGUAGAGGUUCAGGUAACUGGGAUGUGAGCUCUGACGCAGCCAGGCUCUCCAUAGGCCGGGGCAGCGCACGGCGGAGAGGUCUGAAGGAGGUUCUGCUGCAGAGCAGUGGAGCCGAGGGCGCUAUGUGGCUUGCAGCUGCUCAGAAGAUAGCCAGCAGCAGCAGCCCUGCCGUGGGGAUGCAACAAGAGCUGGAGCAGAGGUUGGAACAGAGCCCUGAGGACUUGUCCUUAGCCUUAGACCCCCUCGAGCAUGAGUGGAUGCUGACUGUGGCCCAGGGGGACCCUGAGAGCAUCGUGAGGUUGCUAGAUGUGGAUCCCAGCCUGCUGAACAGGAGAGAUUUUGUGACAGGGUUCACUGCCCUCCACUGGCUGGCCAAGCAUGGCCACCAUGAGGCCCUGAUCGAGGUGAUCACCUGUGCAGAGAAGAAGGGCUACCAUGCAGAUGUCAACAUUCCCACGGCCAGUGGUGGGCUGACACCCCUGCAUCUGGCUGCCCUGCAGGGACACGAGAUGGUUAUCAAGGUGUUGGUGGGAGCCUACGGUGCCAACACGAGCCUGCGGGACCACAGUGGCCACAAAGCCUGGCAGUACCUGAGAGCAGAUGCUUCCAGGGAGCUGAAGGAGCUGUCAGGGGCUUUAGAGGAAGACCUGGCCCAGCUUGGGGUGUGGAAUGCCAACAACAACUGCAUGUCAUCCAGAAAGGCUGGUGGCUCUGGUGCUGAAUGGAGGACCCAGGUGUUCACCAGACUGCCAUCCUUCAGGAGCAUGUUCAGACAGGCACUUUCAUUCUUCCAAGACCUUUAAAUUGUCCUUUGUGGCUAAGAAUCAGUUUGAUGUUGCCUGUGAACUAGUUUUAAAAAGCAGGUUGGCUGGGGCUGGGGAGCAGGGAAGGAGAGCAGGGGGCUGCAGUGGGGUGGCAAAGGGUUGGUACAGGACACUUGCUGAGCCGAGACUAACCAAUGGCAGCUGGUGCACUGAGAUUACUCAAGAGCCAUUGGCUAAGACUUCUGCAAACCUGCACAGGCUUGGAUCCUGCCUGUAGAUGUUUGUGCACCAUUCCCCUGGCAGUCCACUGUUUAGCAAUCGUGCAUGCGUAGCUGGGGGCAGGAUUUGCCCUGCAGUCACUAUUCUGCUUGUGCAAUGGAAGCCUCUUACUGUAACAUUUCUCCUACUGCCGAACCUCUCCAGCAUGAAUGGAGACCCGGAAGUUCAGCCUGCCAAUCCCAGCCCUCACGCCAGUGCCCCGCACAGGCCCCUUUACUCAGGUUUUGCACCGUUGGCCAGGGCAUGGUUCUAUAAGCAGAGCAUCGGGAUAAGCAGGCUCCUCUGCUUUGUUUACAUUGUUUCCCUGCCUGCUCCAGCGCUGUCACUGAGAACAGCGGGAUGGAAAGAGGUGCUGGUUUACCUUUAGUUCUGCUCUUGCUGCUUACGGUGUCUCUCUGCCCAAAGGCACAAGUCACAUGAUAGAGUGGCAGAGGAAGCGCAGUCUUGUGGUUAAAGCACAGGACUGGAUGGUGAACUAGGAGUCUAUUUCUGGCUAUGCAAAAAGCUUUUCACAUGACUUUGGUCAAGGCACUUCGUCUCUCUGUGCCUCAGUUUCCUCUUUUCCAAAAGAGGAUAAUGCCCCUUCCCUACUUCACAAUGAGGGUGUAAGAUUAGCAUGAUUGUUGUCUGCAGGGUGCUCAGAGGGCCUUGGACAGACAGUUAGCAGCAUGUCAUUACACAUUCCACGGUGACUCACUGAGAUGUCACAGAGGAUUUGGAUUUCAGGUGGGGAAUAAGCAGCCACUGAAACUCCAAAAACAAAAAUCUUAUUUUCAUGACAUGUCUCUGCUAAGGAAAAACACGGAGGAAAAAUACAGAAAACAGGUAAUGCCAUUAAACUACAUAUGCCUUCAAAAUGCCCUGGGAAGUAUCAUGUGCAUUUCUUUUUCUAGAAGCUGUUUGCUGGGUCAAAUAAAUGCUUAAGUCCCCAAUUUGACUCUGGUGGUGGAGCACAGAGUAAAUGGUGGAGUGAGGAGGCGCAGCUUGCUUAAGCAGCUCUGGCACUCCCAAAGGACGGACAGACCAGGGAGAAAAGGAUGGGAACUAGAAACACUCAAGACAUCCUCUCUACACCUGUUUGAAUAUUUUAAAGUAAUAGA
This is a messenger RNA of Chelonoidis abingdonii (Abingdon island giant tortoise), 2658 nucleotides long. RefSeq names its product sosondowah ankyrin repeat domain family member D (gene SOWAHD). NCBI's taxonomy places the organism in Eukaryota, Metazoa, Chordata, Testudines, Testudinidae. The record is from RefSeq and is a predicted model, not a curated record. Gene Ontology annotation, molecular function: protein binding.